GAAAGCAAGGCAUUAAAAAAAUUGAGGUUAUGUUGUUAAAUUGAAGGGUAGUGUUGCAACGUCUAUAGACAUUGGUAGGCGUGUUUGAAACUGGCAACUUGUAAAUAUUUGUAAACUAAAUACAAUUGGUUUUAUUUAUUUUUUAAAUAGCAGCAAUUUUUAAAGUUUUGGUACGUUACUAAUAAUGAACAGUAUUUAUGAUGACGAAGAAUAUGUUCUGAAAACGAAAAAGGAUGUCGUCAAAGGAUCUAGGCCGGAGGGCAGAGGGCGGCCGGAACGCCCUCCGCCGGACCGCCCGCCGCCCAGCAACCUCAAGGUGGAGAUGCACACAAUCAGCCUCAGCAAGGAGUCCCAGGAGGCGAUGCUGCAGACCCUCCGGCUGAUCCACGGCCCGGAGUUCCGGCUGAAGGACCAGUCGUCCUACAAGGACAAGGGCAAGAACCUGGGCAGCCAGUACUGGGUGGACCGAGGCCACCUGGUGGUGUCGGGAGGCGUCGACUACUCCAACAAGCGAGGCAGCCAGAUGUCCGACUCGGAGCUGCAGCACUCCUUCGCGCUCGACAGGCUGGCAAGCUACGGCUUCCAGAGGCAGCACUGCGCGCAGGCGCUCAAGGCCACGGGCGAGGACGUGGGCGCGGCCCUGGAGGUGCUGGGCUGCCGCUACUUCGGGCUGGACCUGCCGUUCCUGGCCGCGUACCGGCCGGGCGGGGGGGCCGGCCCCCCGCCGCCGCCGACGGAGGAGGAGCAGGCCCAGCGCGAGGACGAGAAGGGGGCGCUGGAGGCCAUCUACGACGCGGCCUUCAAGGAGACGAUAGCCGGCCGAGUGUGGGAGCUGGGGCUGCGGCUGGACCACCUGCUGGAGCUGUUCUCCGAGAAGACGGGCGGCCCCGAGGACCCCGCCCCCGCCCCCGCCCUGCAGAAGAAGCCCGGCGCCCAAGUGUGCCGCUUCUACCUGAAGGGCAAAUGUAAAUUCACUUACAAUUGCAAAUACUCCCACGACGUGCCGGUUACCAAAGCGGACGCUGCCGAAGAGAAGAAUUAUAAUUUUCAACUGGAAAUCAGGUUCCCAGAAGGUUCGCGCUACCCCCAGGAGCCAGCGCUCUUGUUCCUGAAGACCAAGGCCCCGCUCUUCCCCGCGGAGGCGCUGCUGCAGCUGACCAACUGGCUGAUGCUGGAGGCGCGGGCGUGCGCGGAAGACAACAGCGCGUGCGUCUACACCAUCGCGCAGAUGCUGCAAGACAACGUGGAGGAGGCCGUCCGGAUUGUGCUCGGGCCAUACAAAACAUUUCUGCCCUUCACUGAACCUCUGUUUGGUUCUGGCGGUGCCCAGGACCCUCUGGUCGAAGAAAACACUCUCAAGCCUGAACUGAACGGCGAGCGGACGAAGCGGCUGCCUCGAUCGUCCGUGCCUCUGGAGAGGUUGCAAAGGGAGGACGGCGCGCUGGCCAGCAAGUUCCUCAAGAAGAAGAGCCUGCCCAAGUACGUGAGGUUCAUGGGUGUGCGGCAGCAGCUGCCGGCCUUCGCCAAGCUGCAGGAGGUGCUGGCCGCGGUGAGGCAGCACCAGGUGGUGGUGGUGUGCGGCGAGACCGGCUGCGGCAAGAGCACGCAGAUCCCGCAGUACCUGCUGGACGACUGGCUGGUGCGCUACCAGUCGACGCAGAGCCACGUGGAGAUCGUGUGCACGCAGCCCCGGCGGCUGUCGGCCAUCGGCGUGGCCGAGCGGGUGGCGGACGAGCGGGCGGAGAGGAUCGGCGACACCGUGGGCUACCAGAUCCGGCUGGAGAGCAAGAUGUCGUCGGCCACGCGCCUGCUGUUCUGCACGACCGGGAUCCUGCUGCGUCGACUCGAGAGCGACCCGGGGCUCGCCAACGUCUCGCACGUCAUAGUGGACGAGGUGCACGAGCGCAGUGAGGAGAGCGACAUACUGCUGCUGAUCCUGAAGGAUCUGCUGGAGGUUCGCAAGGACCUGAGGGUGAUCCUGAUGAGCGCCACCGUGAACGCAGAGCUGUUCUCGCAGUACUUCAGCUCCGCUCCAACGCUCAACAUUCCAGGGCGCACGUACCCGGUGGAGCAGGUGUUCCUGGAGGACGUGCUGGAGCAGCUGGACUACGUGCUGGAGGAGGGCACGGCGUACGCGCGCCCCGUGAAGGCCGCCAAGCGGGACGGCGCGGCCGCCAGCCUCGAGGUGGAGCUGGCGACCGCCGACCUCUCGUCGGCGCGCUCCCUCUCCAGCCCCAGGCUGCCCGACGAGGACCUGACCCUGCUGCAGCUGUGCGCCCGCUACCAGGAGUAUAGCAAGCAGACGGUUAAAAAUCUGUACCUGAUGGACAUGUCGAAGAUAAAUAAUGACUUGAUUGAGAGCAUCCUGGUGUGGAUAUUGGAAGGAACGCACCAGUAUCCUAAGGAUGGGUGUAUAUUGGUGUUCCUGCCGGGCAUCGCGGAGAUCAUGUCACUGCACGACCAGCUGCUGUGCCACCCCGCCAUGAGCCCGCAGGCCGGCACGGUCGUGUUGGUGCCCCUGCACUCCACGCUGGGCCACGAGGAGCAGGCGGCCGUGUUCAGGAAGCCCAAACCUGGUGUUCGCAAGAUAGUUCUCUCCACAAACAUUGCAGAGACGUCCAUUACCAUUGACGACUGUGUGUUUGUCAUUGACUCGGGCAGGAUGAAAGAAAAACGGUUCGACGCCAACAAGAACAUGGAGAGCCUGGAGAUGGCGUGGGAGUCGAGGGCCAACGCGAAGCAGCGGCGGGGGCGCGCGGGACGCGUCAAGCCCGGGGUGUGUGUGUGCCUGUUCACGCGGCACCGGCUGGAGCACGUGCUGGCCGCCCAGCCCGUCCCGGAGCUGCACCGCGUGCCGCUGGACCAGCUGCUGCUGCGCAUCAAGACCCUGCCGCGCUUCGCCGCCGACGACGUCCACCAGGUGCUGGGGAAGACGAUCGAGCCCCCUCCGGAGUCUGCCGUCGACUCUGCUCUGGCCCGCCUGAAGAACGUGGGCGCGCUGAACAUAGACAAGGAGCUGACGCCCCUGGGUCGCCACCUCGCCGCCCUCCCCGUGGACGUGAGGAUAGGCAAGCUGAUGUUGUUCGGAGCUAUAUUCAGUUGCAUCGACUCGGCCCUGACCAUCGCGGCGUGCUUGAACUACAAGUCCCCGUUCGUCUCUCCGUUCGGCAAACGAGAUGCCGCAGACGCGAGCAAGAGAGAGUUUGCGACGGGGAACAGCGACCAUCUCACCAUGCUGAAAGCAUACAAAACCUGGCUGGGCGUGCACAAGAAGGGCAGGAGCGCGGGCCACAGGUUCGCUCAGGAGAACUACCUGUCGGACCGCACGCUGCUCACGCUGGCCGACAUCAAGCACCAGUUCCUGGAGCUGCUGGCGAGCAUCGGGUUCGUGAGCCUGGCGCCGGCCCGCCGCCGCGCUGGCGAGGACUCCGUGCUGGAGAUGACGGGCCCGCAGAUGAACGCCCACAGCGGGAACCAGCGGCUGCUGGCCGCCACGCUCUGUGCCGCGCUCUACCCCAACGUGGUGAAGGUGCUCACCCCGGAGAAGAGCUACGCCCCAUCCGUCAUGGGCGCCAUCCCCAUGGAGGUGAAGCCUGAGCAGAUCCGCUUCAAGACCAAAGACGAUGGCUUUGUAGGUGUUCCUGCACCCCUCGUCGGUGAACUGUGCGGUGAGCCGGUUCGCCAGCCCCUACCUGGUGUACCAGGAGAAGAUGAAGACGAGCCGCGUGUUCAUCCGCGACAGCACCAUGGUGCCGAUGCUGCCCUUCGUGCUGUUCUCUGGCUGCGGGGUGUGUGUGGAGCUGCACCGGGGCGACACCGUGCUGUCCCUGGACGACGGCUGGGUCGUGUUCGCCGUCCACUCGCACCAGGUGGCGGAGCUGCUCAGCCUGAUCCGGCAGGAGCUGGUGAAGCUGCUGGAGGAGAAGAUCGAGAACCCGGAGUUGAACCUGCUCGCCGACAGCAAGCUCCAGAAGGUCAUAGCCACCAUCAUCAAGCUCGUCACCUCCCAGUGACGUCCCGGAGCCCCCGGGAGCUCGUGCCAGCCUUGCAUCGUCUCCCAGCGCGAAACCAGGAGAGUCCGUGCGCUUCGCACACGGCCGUUCUCAAAGAGGUGUUCUGUUCAUCCCUAGAAGUUUUUUAAACGAUAUUUAUUCCUAACCGUUUUUUCUUUUCCGUUACCUAAUUAUGAAUUUUAAAUAAUUUUUAGCAUGUCAAAAAAGGUUGAAAAAAAUGUUUGCACUGUGUACAUGAUGCAAUAUUCUAAUGUGUAAAGUUGUGAUGUAUCAUUGUACGUGGGGGGAAAAUCAUGUUUAUUAGGGGGGAAAAAAAUUGACUUUGAUUUAAAAAAUUUUUUUAAGUGUAUGGUUAAGCUCGUUGGUUCAACUAAUAUUUGUCUAUGAAGCAGAGCUAAAAAAUUUGGAGUCUUUGCUGGCAUUGUUAUGUUUGUAUUAGGUAUAGGUAUUAAGUUCAGCCACCAAAACAAUCCGGGUUAAAUUCCUGGCAGGGUCAAACCUUUAUUCCCACAACAAGAAAACCUGGCUGACUUAACCAUUGGCUUUAGGUUUUCCCCACCAAUUCAGUCUGUUAAUGCUCAAUUCCUUAUCUAAUCAUACCUCAACAUCUCUAAAGACUCCAGUGUUGACAAUACGUUAGGCUCUCAUUCAUUCUAUCCAUCGAUCCAUCCAUCCAUCCACCCACAGACAUUUUGCAAACUUUCUGAGUUAAUCAAGUUCUUAAAUCAUACCCAAGUAAAAUUAUUUAAAAACUCUAGUAGUCUAUAACUUCUGGUUAUUAAAUGAUUUGAAAAAAAUAUACAUAUUUUCAUAAUAAAAGUAUUUUCUGAGUAAAACUUGUGACUCAUUCAUUAUCUUUAUGGUUACACAGAUUAUAAUUUCAUGUUCUGUUUUGUUUUUUUCUUGUUAAUACGAAUGCUCAUCCUAGCACUGGUAUGCAUUAGUGGUGUAUCGGUCUGGUGCUUAGUUGUCUGUGUGGUUCUGUGUUCCGCGUUCUCAGUAAGGUAACUGGCUGGAAGAACCGUAAAUAUAAUCUUAACACAGAGAUAUUAACGGUCAAAUCCCUACUUCAGUAGACUUCCGGUAAAAUGCCAUUGUCUGGCGACACUCGCACACGAACAUGUAUUUUCUAACGUUCCUUUAAACCACCGCUGAAUACUUAACUAUCUGCACAGUGAAAGUAAUGGUUUGUAAAUGUUGAAAAUGUUUGGAAAUUGCUAGCUAUAGCGGUUUUUCUUCUCUUUCUUUGUGCUCUUCAUCCCCGCUCACAUGGAAAGAUAAUGUGGACAGGAAGUAUUCGAAGGUAAACAAAACGGUUAUUUGUGCAGAGAUCCCAACUUUUUUUUUGUCCCACUUUUCACUGGGAGAUGAGCAUGAUCAUUUCAAGUGAAAGUAGACCUUUGAAAACAAGGCUCAGUGUGCUUUUGAAUAAAUCUAUUACGAUUUAGAACUGACUGCUUAUGAACUGCUAAUUUAUAAAAUAAAAAAUAAUAGAUGCUAAUUUUUCCAGCUCCUAGCUAUAAGAGCAUCCACUAAUAACUGAUAUAAAAGAAAUAAACUCCCAAGGGGGUGGGUAGGGAAUUUUAAAAUUAAUUCAGUUGUAUUAUUCAUAAAAAGCAGAAGGAACGUGUUCUGCUUGUAGACUUCAGUAGAAAAGCACGCACGGGUACAACAACUAGUAUUUUAUAAUUUACUUAAUCUCUUGUGAACAAAUAUUUACGUUUUUCUUUUCUCAACCGAUUUUAUUUAUUGGUGUGCCUAAAUUAAAUAAUGAACUAGGGACUAGGUGACUUUUUUGUGGUUAGAUUAUAGUAAAGAGGGGUGGGUGCUGAGAAGUCAUACUAAACAGAUGCACACCGUUUAUUAGAACAUAUGUACUUUAUCAUUGGUCUGACUGUUGGAAAUUGUGUGGAGGUUUACAUAUAACAGAGAAAUGAGAAAGGUUUUUAAGAACCGGAACCAAAUAGAGAACUGGGGAAAAUUUAUAACUGACACGUCACUGUAUUAAGCAAGUAGAUGCCAUCUAUCUGGACAUAACUGUGGCUUUGGUACACGGGAAAUUGUGUGGAGGAAAAAAGUAGAACCGAAACUUCACUAGUAUGCAUCAAUGCAAUUAACUGUAGCAUUUAAUGCUUGAGAAGAUAUGAUAUUUUUUUAGAUUUUCACAGUAUUUCUUUGGUCAAGUAAUUUACCUUCUUAUAAUGAGUUUGGAGUUCUAUCCCAUAUAUAUUUACUGUAAGAAUAAAUAAGGAUUGUACAUUGACACUGUAUGCAACCAUUAGAAAUAACAUAUUUCAUUGUACCAACUAUUUAUGACAAGGUUAGGUGUUAUAGUUAUAAACUGAGCAAUGUAAAGUAUGAAAAUUAUUUUCGGUUAUUUAGAUUUUGCUGUAUCCGAGAUUGCAAUAAGUUGUUCGUGCAUCACUGUUAAAGUGAUUCUUGUAUGUCUAGUUAAUCUUAAGGCUGUGUCUGAAUAGUCUUGUCAGUAACUCUUGAACAGUGGAACUUCAUUAUAAAGUUCUUCACUUUAAAACAAUUAUUUCCAGAUCCCUCCGUACGAGUUGUUUUAUCAUUUUAGUAACAGUUCAAUAUAAAGUACCUUGAAUAUGAAGUACUAAAAAUGUGGGUUUUCUUCAGGCAUGUUGUAAUGAGAUUUCACUGUUUUAAUUAAUGUAAUGGCUGUUGCAAUCUUCUGCACUGACUAGUUAUUUUAUAUGGCAAAUAGGAUGUGGUGUUAUUUACUCAUAUAUAAUUUUUAUUUAUCCAAUUUUGAUUUUUAUCAAACAAGAAUGACCCGAUAGAGGAAUGGAAUGUAUGGCUACCACUCAUAGUUCAUACCUUCAGUGAGUAAGCAAAAUAGAAGUAUCAAAUUAUUUUUUAAAAAAUUUUAAAUAACUUUUUGAACUUGAAAAUUGGGGCUUUUUUCUAAUCAAUUAGCAUUUGUUUUAUUUAUUUGGUUCUCUGAUACACACGGCAAAUUCAUCAACAUUCUUAAUGAGAACUCCGAGAGGAGAGGUUCACUCCCUCCCCUCCCCCCCCCCCCCCCCCCAACCCUGAAGUACGUUCUUCGAGAGUAAGUUAUUUAGUAGUAAGGUGUGUGGCACAAGACACAGAGUCACUGUCACUUUAAGAUAAAAUGAUAACUACAGGUUUCAAAACCUGGACAGGGCUGUGUGUUUAGUAAACUACUUAAAAAACCAAUACACCUAUAUGAAUAUUGCUCCUCACCUUUAACAGAAAAAAAAAAAAACAUGUUUUUUUUAAAAUUAAAGUGCAUCUUAUUUUUGAUGGUAAAGACUUUUCUUUCAGUGAAAAUUAAAAUAAAAAAGGAGGUAUCCAUUUUGGAAUUGAUAGCAUCUUAGAUUUGAGAAAAUAUUGUAUUUAUCAGGGGUAAUAUAUGUUUAUUUAUGAUUUUGACUCUGACAAUAACAUGCCAAAGACAAAGGAAGAGUAUGAAACAUUAUACUUUUAGAGAAAAUCUGGACACAGCACUUGGGGGAUAGUCUAAGUUUUACAGUCUGAUAAAAUAAGUCAUUGCCUCACAACUGCUGUCUAUAAACAUACUGCGUGGUUUGGUAUUUUGAAUUAAAAAUCCAUUGUGAAAUUGCAGACAUUUAUCAUUGUGUCUACUCCUGCUAACAAAAGCAGUCAAAGCAAUCAAAAAUAAAUAUUUUGUUGCCAACUUAGCAUGGUCGCCGUUAAGAGACUAAUGUUACAUUUAAAAAAAACAGUAGUAUAAUCAUGUAGUUCAGCAGUCACAUUUGAAAUUUGGUAAAUAAAUUAAGAUUAUAAGUGUAUUUAAAAAAUAAUAAUAAUUUUUACUAUGGGUUUAAUAUGCUAGGAAAAGAAAACUAAAGGAAAAAUCUGCAAUUAGGUAAUUAAUUAUAAAAAAACAUAAACCUAAAGCCAUAAAGGUAUAACAAAUCACCUGGGACAACUUAUGUUUUAAACUAACAUUAAAUUUUGGUGCAUGGUAAAAAAUUGUUUGCAGAAUUCUUUUUAAAUUGUACAAUACAAUACUGUAUCACAAAAAUAAAGAUUUUUUUUUCCCACGCUAUGGAUGUUUUAUACUUAAAAAUAUUAGAAGUAAAGAACUAGUAAGUCAAUAUUUUAAUAAUCUUUUCUGUGGUUGUAAAAUUCUACAUAUUCCAUAUCAUAGUGAAAAUUACUGGCAUAAGAGAUCCUGGGCACUAUAGUUAUUCUCUAAUAUGUUGUUGUUUACAUGGAAUGAUUACAAUUUUUAAUGAAUUGGAAAAUGUUCUUACUAAAAAUGAAGCUGUCCAUUGAAAAAAAGUGUCUAUCAAUAAUCUGGUAAACUUUGUGGCCUUGUAAAAAUAUAUGUAUAUUAUAAAGGUUUUUUCUUAACCAUUACGUGCUAUGCUCAUAAUGACAUGCAUGUAUAAAUUAUAAUUUUCUUCACCAAGUGUUUUCAAACAUAGAUUAAAAAAAAUAAAAAAAAUUUCAAAUGGAGCAUUUUUGCAUGCACCUAUUCAUGUAUUGUUACAGUCUAGUAUGUAACAAAUUAUUUGUAUUUGUUAAAUAAUAAUGAUUGUUGUCAGUUGAUGCAAAUUUCUUUGUGGCUGCAGAAAUCAUUAUUUCAUUUUAUGUUGGUUAAGAACAAAAGCUGAUUGCACAAAUAAAAUAUAUUUCUAUAAUAUCAAGCAAUGUACAAAAUAGGAAAACAGUAGUACAUAGCUUAAGAACUGAUGAAAUUAUUUGAUACUACUGUAAUUUUACAUAAAGGUAAAAGUAAAUAAGUAGUGGCUGUAGUAGCCAAUAACAUUAACGUCUCACGAUUCUCAGUAACUAAUUUUAAUGUGACUUGAUAGUGUUUCCCAGGUGAUUUAAAUAUGUAUAUCCCUAGCAUCAAGUAUUAUUUUACACAAGUUGUAACAAAUUAAGUUUAUUUCCUUACAGUGGUUAAUGUAAUUUUUCACUACAUUUGUGCAGUUUUAAUCAAUGACAUUCUAGUAACUGUUAAGCACUACGAUGUCAGACAUGCAAAGAAUUGAUUGUGCAUGGCUAGCUAUAUUGAAAAUGUAAUUGCAAUCGAAGAUGCCUGAAUGAGUAUGCCUUCCUAACAACUUAUUAGUCUGAAUACCAGUUUUUUGGUAGUCUUUUAUUUUCAGAAAUCCAUUGCCUGUAGAACACUGUUUGUAAUUUAUGUAUCACUUAUGAAUUAUGAUUGCUUUUUUUUUUGUAUUUUUUUUUUUUUAUUAUUGCUGAGUUACAUCUUCAGAGCAUUCAUUUUCAGAACAUCUGAGAAUAAUUAAGCAACCAAAGGUGAUAUUUUUAUAUGUGUUGAAGUAUUAAAAGAGUAUAUAUUUUUAUGCUGAAA
Molecule: messenger RNA, 9351 nt
Organism: Bacillus rossius redtenbacheri
Lineage: Eukaryota; Metazoa; Arthropoda; Insecta; Phasmatodea; Bacillidae
Product: putative ATP-dependent RNA helicase DHX57
Exons: 21
Coding region: 185-4141 (1318 amino acids)
Cellular component (GO): intracellular anatomical structure
Molecular function (GO): RNA binding; protein binding; metal ion binding
Source: RefSeq, a predicted model, not a curated record